This is a messenger RNA of Podarcis lilfordi (Lilford's wall lizard), 18220 nucleotides long. Lineage: Eukaryota; Metazoa; Chordata; Lepidosauria; Squamata; Lacertidae. The record is from the annotation of a GenBank genome assembly.
GUUGUACGGAAAAAACACACACCUCCACUGGGAGCCGCCAUUUUUAAAUGAGCGCCGCCAUUUUGGGAUAAUUCGUCAGCGGAAACCACACUCUUGCGGACGGAAAGGUGGCCUCAUCCGUAAAAAAAUGCCAGGAGGGCGCCAUCUUGUACGGAUCGUUUCAGAGUUCUAAGAAAAAACCGUAGGAAAGAGUAGAAAACGCCCGAAGGCUCCGUACACCCAGUCGGAUAUAGCUGCACAUUCCCAUAGGCCCCGCUCCAGGGCCUUGGGAUCGUGCGCUGAUCAAUGUUCCUAGUUGCCUAAGGAAGAGCUUUUCAUUAGUGAGAGCAGCCAUUUUGGUACGGGGACCCGGAUGUGAGUACCGGCAAACGAAGCGCGGCGCCAUUUUGUGAUUUAAACCGGAAGCUAUAUCCCCACUCACCGUAUUGGGUUAGGGAACACGCUCUGCGCCGGCUUUUCAUGUGAAAGAUGCAUUUCCCUUUCAGAACUAACACCUCUGUCUCUAACACAACCCAUAGACUCAGGAAAGGCGGCGUGUUUGUUUGUUUGUUUAUUUCUGAUGUGUCCUGACUGCCAUUUUUCUUAAGGGCGGAUAGGGGCUCUUUGGCCAUCUUUGAAAUGGGCAAGGCUUUGCCGUCGCCAUCUUGGCCUUUGGUUGCUAAGGAAGCCGUCGCCCUUGGAAACGGCAUAAACAGGAAGAGGAGUCGCAGCGCGGAGGCCUUUGCUGGCAACCUCGGACUCCUGGGUUCCUGGAGGUUGUGUGGAUUAAGUUCCAACCCCAACCCCUUUGAAGGAACUUGGUCUUUAAGCACGUGUAUAACACAGAUCUAUUAAAUUAUAGAUUUAUAAAGUGCACAUUUAAUGCGUGUUUCUGCCUGUGAUACAACUGAAAUAAAAGGCGCAGGAGCACAGCCAGUGAAAAAGAUGGCAGCCUUAAAUUUAGCCACGGGGGGUGGGGUCGGGGUGUUAAUGUAACAGGGUGAACCCCUCCCCUGCUGCUCUUGUCCCAAUUCUCUUACAGCGUCAUCCUGUGUAUACUUGCUAGGUCCUCAGUUCCACGCUCUUUAUUGAACGGGGCUUGCUCCCAGGGAAGUGUACAAAGGAUUGCGCUCUUGCAGUGUAAUCCUGUUCGUGUCCCAUUGAAUUCGAUUAAGCUUAUUCCCAGGUAGGUGUGCAUAGGGUUGCAGCCUGAUUCAAAGCCAUUAUAUGAUUUGCAAAUGUGGAAUAAUGUGUGGCUCAUUUUAUCCAGAAAACGACUUGCAAGUAGCCAGGAUGCAGGGUGUGUGUUGUGUAGCAAUUGUCAAGAGUCGCACAGGACUUUUUCUGUCUGAAGAAGAGUUCGGUGUGGCUUGGAAAGUUGCCAUCGCGUGUGAUUUAUACAGUCUGGGAAAAGAUAACAUUUGAAGUUUGGGAUUCCCACUUGCCAUUCACUUGUCAAGUUGUGAAAAUAACAACUCCCCUGCUCCACCUCCCAACUACUACUAUCAGAAGCAAAGGUUAAGUCUGUGGAUCAUAGAACUGCAUAGUUGGAAGGGACCCUUGCGGGUCAUCUAGUCCAACCCCCUGCAAUGCAAGAAUGGUGGCAAGAUUUUCAUCUUGAACCAAUCUGACAGGCUUGGUUGCCUUCAGGAUGAUAACCUUUUCAUUUUGAACCAUUUGCCCCGGUAGGUCUAGCAAGCUGCCGAUUCCCACAGGUCUCUUUGUCUCUGAAGAGGUGCUCUGUGUGACUUGAGAGGCUUGACGUCUCACAGGAUGCAUGAGGGGGCUGCUGCGGGAAACUGAUAGCGCCGUUUGCGAGGGUGCACACGCACGAGACAUUCCUGCAGGAAGCCAAUUCUUGGACGGCUCAGCCAUGGGGUGCCCCAGAGGCACUGCCAGUCCUCUUAUCUCCCAUAGCACUCCUCCUGCCCCCACCUGGCACCAGACGGACCUUGGACUCGGUCAAUGGCUCACCCUCCUUUACCCCCCUCACCCCGCCCCCGGCAACCCUGGUUAGUUCCUCAUGUUAAAAGUGCUGUUCUGGCAGCUUCUGUCUCUUUAUUCUUAAGCUGGUGUGGGGAUAAGACGACAGAGCAGGAGGAGGAACUGCGCUGUGGACUGUGAGUAUCUGUCAGUUUCUCUUUCCCAUCAUCCCCAUCUAUAUAUCCCUUUCUGUCCCCUAAUAAUAGUGUGUGGGAGGUGGGUGGGAAUCCAGCCCCAGAACUGCUCUCUCAAAGCUGAAACCCACCCACCCAUUCUCCACCUCCCAGACACCUCUCCCUGGGCAGAAGAGGAAAUCUACAGUGACUAGCUCCCAGCCUCUUAAGAUUACCCAACCAUUACCUGUUCGGGCUGUUCAGAUUUAAGAGAUAGUGCCUAGGUAACCUCAGUGCCCCAAACUCGCUUGCUGGACUCGCCUUCCAGAAAUGAGAAUCAAGGUUCUAGUGCUCAUUCUUUGCAGUUCUCCAGGCAAAUAAAGAGGUAAGAACCAGGCCCUGGGUUCGAGUAUCUGGGAGGCAGAGGGACAUCUGCCUGCUUCUAGCACUUGUUUGUCUCCUGGGAUAGCAUGCUCCCCCCCCCCCCCCGCGGGAAAGUAGAGGCACUCUUGUCCAGUUUCUUACCUGCCUGUGCAUGCCAGCUUACACCCCCAACCUCUUUUCUCCCAAUGCCCUGUCGCAACUUGCGCCUCCUGGAAGAGAACGCCAUCUUUUUGCGUGUUGUACCUCCUAGAGCUACUGCUUUAUAUUAGCAAAAUGUGCCAUUAGUACAGCAGAAACGGGAGAGUGUUCUUCAGGUUGUUAACGAGUUUGAGAACCUCUGCCUUUAAAGUGCCAGGUGCACAAGUACAAGAUGCACCAGAGCUCAAAUGCCUCAGUUCCCAAAACAUCUGAAAGAUUGCUUACAUCCUGACCCUCUUAGAUGCUAAGAUUGGGAGAAGGGGUCCUCUUGGUAGUUCCUCCCCCCGCUGAGGCUGGGGUGUAGGUGGAGUGGCAGGCCAGGAGAGGACAUGAUCUCUGGUGAACCCCUAAGGCGUGGGUCUUCCUCCCCACAGACGGGUUUCUGGCACCUUCAUUAUACAGCUCCUGGAGAAUGCUGAAGGCUGAAGACACCCCUCCGUACCCUGGCUUUUGACAAUAGAGGCGUAUAUUUUUACCUAUAUGAUUGUAAAUUGUCUCAAAUGGUUUUUAACGUUACGUUUCAAUGAUGCAACCUGCCCUGGGAGACCUUAUGGUUGCAGGGCAGGUGAUUAAUAAUAAUAAUUAUAACAGAACCGUUCCUCUUCUUGCCAAGCUAUGGCCAAGACCACUCGCUAUGAGGCGACUCCUCAGGAUGAGCUGCCGGCCAACUCAGUACCCAACGGGACCUCCUCCCGCCAGCCCCUUGAGGACUCCUCUGGCACGUCUCCCGAUGACUCCAUGAAGCUGAAGAAGGAAAUCUCCCUGCUCAACGGGGUCUGCUUGAUCGUGGGCAACAUGAUCGGCUCGGGCAUCUUCGUCUCGCCCAAGGGCGUGCUGAUGUACAGUGACUCGUACGGCCUCUCCCUUGUGGUCUGGGCUGUGGGAGGGCUGUUCUCUGUCUUUGGGGCCCUGUGCUAUGCAGAACUGGGCACCACCAUCAAAAAAUCGGGCGCCAGCUACGCCUACAUCUUGGAGGCCUUUGGGCAGCUGCCGGCCUUCAUCCGCCUGUGGACUUCUCUCCUCAUCAUUGAGCCCACCAGCCAGGCCGUCAUUGCCAUCACGUUCGCCAACUACCUGGUGCAACCCGUGUUCCCGUCCUGCGAGGCGCCUUACCUGGCAGGCCGACUCUUGGCUGCCGUCUGCAUCUGUGAGUGAGACUUCCAGCGGGAACAGUGGGGACAGUAUUUGGGGGAGCCCAGCGGGGCUGUGUGAAGUUUGUUGGGAGGGGGGCAUGAGUUGCUGUUUGAAAAGAAAAGUAAAAAAGCCCUGGCAGUGCCUGAGCUGAUUCAGCCUCAGGUGGGCUGAAAGGUAGCCCUUUCCCCCCCCCCUUAUCUAAUCUCCCAUUGUUCCUUUAUCUUUCUCUGCUGCGACCUUUCCUUCCCAGUUCUGGGAAACUCUUUCCUUCCUUGGCAAUGGUUUUGAAUCUCCGGCAUAAGGGAAGCUUCAGACUUUGUGCUUUGCCAAAGCUCCACCUUGAGCUUCUGGAACUGGGCGUGGGAUGGACCCAGGAAUUCUGACACCCACAACAUGCCUUUAGCUAUGGGAGUACCACUCCCCUCUCCGCUUUGGAAGGGGCAGCAGGGCAGGGAAGCAGAAUUGGGGGGGGGGGAAGGGGUUACUGGGUAUAACCAAUAGAUAUGGCUGUUAUCUCAGAUAAGGCCCAGCUUCUAGCUCCCCUUGCCCACAAUACAUCUCACUCCUCUAGUUAGACAUAAAAGAGAAAAGUAUAAUUACCGCCUUGCCAGGGCUCCACAGCCUUUAUCAGCUGCAUUUAUCAGCUGCCUGUUUGUUAGAAGUUAACCUUGCACCUCCAGGAUAGAGAGAUAGAAUCAUAGAAGUGUAGAGUUGGAAGGGACCCUUAAGCCCACCUAGCCCCAUUCUCCCCCGCUGGAGCUCUAGGGUGGUCUCCAGGGAGAACGAACGGGGCCCUGAGUCUCUGCUUCCCUCUCUUGUGGGAGAUGAGUUGGUUAAAAGCUAAACUGUUUGCAUCUGGGCAAGUCCAUGCCUGCUUGAGGCUGUUUGGGGCUGGGUUUUGCCACCUGUUGCCUUGGACUGAGCAAGACGGGUGUAUUUGAUCGGUGGGGAGGGACAGACACUCUGCACGUGCUCAGAGUGACACUGCUUUCACAUCAAGCCUUUCGGACUCAUGGUCCGGUGAUCCAUCAGUGGUGUCUAAACCUGGCACGAGCCUCUCCUCCGGGGCCUCUCGGCUCUCCGUUCCUCCUAACCCUGCGGGUAAUUCUGGGUCUCUCUCAGGAAAUGAGUGACUUCAGCUGGGAGACGGGCAGUGUGCUGAGUCGGCAGCUGUUGUCCAGAUCCAGCUGGCGAGAAAUGCAUUGUCAGGCUCCCCGAAACCGCUCCCGUUGCAACACACAGGAAUGUGACGGCUGAGGGAGGCACGAGGUCAGGCAUGAAUGCCGGCGGUGAUGGGAAGCUAGCUGAGAGCACCCCACAAGCCCAGUGAGUCUUCAAGCAAAGGGUGCCGGGAGAAGGUUAGAGCAGAGGAUUAUGUGCCCCUCCCCGCUGCUGCCCAGGUGCUCAGUUCUUCGCAAAUGCUAACUUCGUAGCAAAAGGUCUGUAAGUUAGGCCAGUGUAGUAAUCCCCAUUUCACAGACGAAGAAGCUGAAAGAUUCAUUAACCACAAACCCCUAAAUUUGGGAUCCCCCCAAAACCUCUUGCAGGGCAAGUGAAUGGAACAAUGUUGGAGUUUAUGGGGGAUACCCCUGGUUUGAGUAUCAAUUACUUAGUUUGAGGGGGGCACUACAAACCAUGGCUUGUCCAGAAUGUUAUCCUUAAGGCCAGGCUCCUGAUGCUGAGACUCAAGCCUGUUUUGAAGAGGAAAGCUGCCUCUCUUUGAUGAGGAAAGUGCCCUCUGUUCAUGCUCUGUGGCACCCUUGCUGCAGGAAGUAGCAGCCAGCACUCCUCCAAAUGUAUUUCUAGGCGGAAGUGGGGCGAACCAUUAGACUUCCUUUUCUUAAUGGGUUGGAAGAAUAUUAGGAAGAGUAGUUCUGUCCCCUUCUGCCCCAGAUGUGUGGAGCCCAAGGGGCUUGUUCACACACAAUGCUUCCAUUUUAGGCUGGGUCACAUCUAGCCUCAGAUGAGAUUAUUUGGAAACUAGGCUGGGACAGAAAGGGUGGAUUUGAGAUGGCCUUGGUCCCACCCCCUCCCCUGAACUGGGGAAACUGGGCUGCUUCAUGCUUGGGGAAUUGCUGGAGCCAUGUGCAAGUGAGUGCAGCUCACGGUAUGCGUGGUUUUCUCUGUUCAGAGCAUGUCACCCGCCUGAUAAGAGAGAGGAAUUUAUGGCCUUGUUUAUAAAGAAGCAGAGCCGUUGUUUGCAAGGUGUCCCCAGUUCCCCCCACUCCUGCCAAUAGGAAAGCUCCAUCCACACCCUGGAGCCAAGGGGAAAAGGUACAAAGUGUGUGGGGGGAACCUUCUCUGAGCCCCCCUGCCCCACGUCUCACAUCACCCUCCUGCCGGGUUUGGGCGUCUGGUAGAAAGCUGAGUCCCACACAGCUCCUUGAGUCACAACAACUUGUUCCUGGAAUAAAGAUAAAGAUAAAGGUGAUCAGAGUGCCAGGAGCCGGAAAGGGAUAAACAACCAACUUCUCCACCUCCUCUCGAGGAAGUCCCAUCUCCCUCCCUCUUAAUUCAAACUCUGGAUGACCGUUUGUGCAUUAGCCACAAUCCUUGUUAUGUUUGCCCAUGUUGUUUGGUUUUGUGAAUGUUACCUUUUUUUUAUGAGGGGCUAGGAUGCUGAUGGGGCCCCCCCAAGCUUCUCAGCCUGCAGAACCACCAGCCCUGCUUUGCAUCCUCCUCAAGGAUUCAUGGUGGGUGCAUGUCUGUGUCUAGAAGCCAGAAGGGAAGGUGGAAAAGGUUCGUCCCCGCAGCCGAAACACCUGCCUUCAGACAUAAAAAGACCAGGAGCUGCCUUAUACUAAAUCAGGCUGCUGGGAUCUGCCUGACUCAUUGCGAACACUGACGGCCAGUGACUUUGCGAGGUUUCGGGCUGUUGUAAACAAAAUCUACCCUUUUCCCCUUAUGGGGUAUCCAAGAGCCCAUAUAGAGUCCUUACGUAGGUUCCCUAUUGGUAGGAGAAAAUAACAGAGGCCAAUCAGAGAAUAUUGAGAAGCAAAGCAGCUAGUAAGCCUGAUCUUUAUUGAUCUAUUACAACAGGGUGCUCCCCUCACCUGCAGGAGAGGAGGAGGAACCCAGAAAAAUGGUGCGCAAGGCCUUAUAUAGAUAUUUUGAAAUUGCCACCCUGUAGAUCAAGACCACCCCCAGAAACUUCAUACAUACAUCACAGAAGGGGUGUAGCACAAAACCACCCCCCAGAUACAUCAUACCUACAUCACAGAAAAGGCAAAUUUGAAUGUUGUUUUUCUCCUGUCGUUGUUUAUCUCCUGUCUGGCAGGUUACUUGAUUGGAUACCCUGCUUACUAGAUUGGAUUGUCUGGGGAGCCUGGCCAGUCUUUUGUAAUGAUAAAUACUUAGUUCCUGGGCCAUGUCACAGGCUCACACCCUAUUCAAACACAGACAUACCCUUAAGACAGGAUUUGCGAAGGAAAAGACAAUGGGGAGUUUUUUCCAUUUUCCUUUGACCUUGCAGAGAAAACAUUAGGUCAGUUUGGGACAGUUUGGGAAUCAAAAAUGGUUUUAGGUCGGUCUUCCUGUGCUGAGCUAUGUACCGGUAGGUGCUUGGUUGGUACACUUAUGAACAUUACCAUAUAUCUAAGACCUCCUAUCACAGGGCAAAGGCGCAUUCUCUCGGUUCUGCCUGGAAAUGCCAUCAGGGAUGGAAUCUGGGACCUCGGCAGACCCCACUCCUUCUCAGGACUAGGAAUAGGUGAUAGACUCUGUGCCCUGUGUCCCACCCCCAGCCCCUUUCCAUCUUUUGCUCCAACUCUUGGGCGCCAUGUAUCUAUCAGAUCUCACACAUGCAGGAAACGAGGGGAAUGAAGGUCGCCUUUUAGCUGGGGUAAUGCAUUCCUUUUGGGCCAAGGCUGUCCCAUCUAGCAUCCUUGCUAGACUCGUUUGCUGACAAGCCAUUUCCCAACGCUUACUUUCGCUCUCUUUUUCGCUCGGUCUUGCAUCACAACCCAGGAAGGAAGUAGGACUGGCAGGCCAGGGCUAUGAUGAUUGGAUUGAGCUCAGCAGCUGCAUUCAUUUUCCAUGGGAAUAAACAGAAGCCAAGCAAGUAGCAGGGUCCAGGGAAACACCUCCCCACCCUUUAAAAUCGCAGAGAGUCAGGAUUCAGAUUUUGUCUCCCAGUGAUAUCUCAUGAAUACACACUCUUUUUCACAUCUAGGAGAAGGGGUGCAUGUGAGAGCAUCAUCCCAUGACAAUGGGAAAUGGAGAUCGGAGGGUCAUAGUGGCGUGGGGUGUGUGUGUCUGUCCUCCUUUGUGCCUGGUCCUAGACUAGAGAUGGCUAACCUUUGGACCCAGGGCUGCAUUGCCUCCUUGCAAUUCCUCCAGGAGCACACAUGCCAGCCGCGCCCUUGUGCAUCACAAGACAGACAACACACACCCUUGCAGAGAGGCUUCUGUUAAUAGCAACUCACGCCCAAGAGACCCACAAAAGUGGGGCAGUUAAGGGAGCAGGGAGUCCCCUCCUUCACCAGGUCACUCCAAGGGUGCAGCCACCCCUUUUGCCUGAGGACGCCUUGGAAGGUUUGGUCCAACGCCACUAGACUUUUGUAUUUUAUUUGCUUCUCGUUUGGAGCAACCGAGGACCUCAGUCCCUCCAGGCGAAGUGUGACCCUCCAGGCCUCUCUGUCCAGUUCUCAGAACUCUUCCCAAACCACAUCCCUCAGCAGCCCUGCUCUCUCUUAUCCUUGAGGGCUUUUGCCUGGCUGGAUCUUGGCCUUGAGCUGCGAUGUUUGCCUGGGUAGAGAGAGGUGUGUGUGAAAAACUCUGAUUCAUACUUUAGAAGAGUUGCAUCUGUUGCUCCACCCACUUUUGCCACUGGCCCACCCGCGACUGGGAGGUGGCCCCCAGGAGGUUCUCUACAGGGAAAUGUGGCCUUUGGGCUGCCCCCCCCCAAUGUUUUCCCACCUCUGCGCUGAGAAAAUAAAAUGGAGUCCAGCAGAAAAAUUACUGGGCAGCUGCGUCGAUUUCUCUCUCUCUCUCUCUUUCUCCUUUCUUUCUUUCUCUUUUUCCCUUUUAGGAAUCAGCCGCUUAGGCAUGCAUUUAUAUUUCCGUAUUGGAUAUACGUUUGAAAUUGGAGAAGGGAAGGAUUCAGUGGGACUUUGCUGUGUAUGUGGAUGGUCUAGGGUGGAGGAGGCUGGUGUAGUCCAAGGGCCCCUUGCCAUGGGAUGACUUCUGGCUUCUUUUCUCUUCCAGGCCUCCUCACUUUUGUCAACUGCGCCUAUGUGAAAUGGGGCACACGGGUGCAGGAUCUGUCCACCUACGCCAAGGUGCUGGCUCUCAUUGCCGUGAUCAUCGCCGGCGUGGUCCGCAUUGGGCAAGGUACUCCCAUCUCUACCCCUGGUUUCCCCCCUCUUGCCCUCCCUCCGAAUUAAGGUUUAGAACGGACAGACGUGGACUUUUGAUGCACAUAGGCAUAGAAGCAUUGGAGCCUUCUUGACCUUUACUGUCUUUCGACCUCACAGCCUUUCGGUGUAGGCCUCUGUGCCCGUUCCGCAGUGGGAAAGCUGAGAGUUAGUGGUCCACUCCAGGCAACUCACUGAACCCACGUCUGAGGCGAGACUUGAACCCAAAACCCAAACCCAGACAGACUCACAGCCCACUUUCCCUCAUCUUGUGGCUUUGUGGGUUUCCGUUUGCACCUGAACAAUUUUCACUUGACAGCUGUACACGUCUAGCGAUGGCUUGCGUGAGGGAACAGUGUGUCAGCACCACAGAUGGGACUUUUGCACCUCUUCCAAUUUUCCUCAGGCGGGAUGUUUUCUCAUCGCAACUAGAAGUUGACCGAUUGACCCGGAUGUGGUUAUCUUUCCAUGUAGGACAUUCACAGAACUUUGCAGACCCUUUCGAAGGAUCCUCCUGGCACACGGGGGACAUCGCACUUGCCCUGUACUCUGCCCUCUUCUCCUACUCCGGAUGGGACACCCUCAAUUUUGUCACCGAGGAAAUCAAGAACCCCGAAAGGUCAGUAUUUGCAGAGAAAAGCGUGGCUUUCAUCCUCAGCUAGCGAGACCGAUGUGUUUUGGCAUUUUGUGUGGAAUGAGGCUGCAGGGACCUAUUGGACAGCGCCUGUGACAUCCCUAGGGACAAGCAACAUUGUUCCCUCCUUAAAAUAUGUGCUCUGCUUCCAAAGGAAUUGAAACUGACUAGCCUUAAGUACCACCCUCCCUCCCUCCCUGCUUUCUGCUGCAGAGAAAUGUUGGGCUUUCUGCUGCAGAGAAAUGGAUAAGGGGCUUCUCCAUACUUUGCCUGGAGAGUUGUUUUUAAAACAGCUGAGCAAGAGCGCUCCCUCUUGCAUACUUGAAAGCACAUCAUACAGUCUCAAGAAAUGAGAAAAGAAAAUAUGGGUGUGUGUGUGAUGGAGUUGUGGUGGCCGAACCCCGGUGUUCCCUUCCAUUCUAUAAGUAGCUGAAUUUCCUUUCCUCAUUUUAAUGGGCUUUGUUUGGGAUGGGCUCUUGUGGAGGAGUUCUGCCAUCUAGUGGCCACAGCUGGGCAAUACAUCACAGUCUGGGGACUGCUGAGAGAGAUUCAGCUUGCUUCCUGGGUCCUGCCGUGGGCUUGGCGGUGAAGGGAGACGCUGUGUGAAGCCUAGCAUAAAAUGUAUUGGGUUUUGCAGAGCAAGCUGUAAUCUAAAAAUCCACUUUCAGCUAAAGAAUUGUUUAAAGGGAUCUCUGCAGAAAUGUUGAUUUGAUUGAAUCAAAUAAUAGCUUGGCUUAAGAGGGAGGAGGUGGCAGUCUUGCAAUUUUCAUCACAGCAAAGCGAGUCUGCAGAGUCAAGCACUGUAUUUUCUGCUUAGCUGGAGCAUUUUUUCAUUUAACACCCUGCUCCACCGCCUGGUAAUAAUUUUCUCAAUAUUCUUUAGUACAGGAGGCAAAUGAAAAUAAAGGAAGCCAAGGGUGACACAGAGUUUCUUAGGCUACUUAGGGAGCAGGGGAUUCUGGGAGCUGAGCCUUGGGGAGUAGGGGAUUCUGGGAACUGGGUCUUGGGGAGCAGGGGAUUCUGGGAACUGGGCUUUGCAAAGCAGCUUUCUAGGGCCUCUGGGUGGUAAUGUGUAUUCUGCUAGCCCUGGGCAUGACUGGGUUGCAGGAGUAGUGCAAAGGGAAGUACGAAGUGGGCGGUGGAAGGGAGUUAACACUGUUUUUCCUCACUGCCAUUCCUCAGGAACCUUCCCCUUUCCAUAGGCAUCUCAAUGCCCAUCGUCACAGUGAUCUACAUCAUGACCAAUGUGGCGUAUUACACAGUGCUGAGCAAGACGGAGAUAUUAACAAGCGACGCUGUGGCUGUGGUGAGUAGAUCCCGUUCCCUCUUCCUCCCACCCCCAAACGACAAGUCACUUUGGAAUCCAGUUGGCUGGUCCACGGAGGGCCAUUAGCGUUGAUCAUUUACUCAAAAGAACAACUUCAAAGGGACAUUAGUACAGUGUGAAGUAACAGAGGGGCAAUUCAUGAACAAUUUUGUUGCAAUGAUUCGCAAUGAGUUGCAUUCUUCCCGCCUCAGCCUCUUGGAGUACAGGCGCAAGUAGUCUCUUGUUGAGUUGGGAAUGAAGUUUAUACUAGAAACCCCCCACAAGGCAUUCACCAGCUCAUUUUCUUCUCAUAUUCUCUUCCUUCCAGACCUUUGCCGAUCAAGUGUUUGGAGUUAUGAACUGGACGAUCCCUCUCGCUGUCGCCCUGUCCUGCUUUGGGGGCCUGAACGCUUCCAUUUUAGCUGCUUCCAGGUAACCUGCAUGCAUCUCCUGUUAUAAAGAUGUGUGUCUGAACCCACAUACUUGCCCGGCACUUGUGUGCAUUCCUACACACACUUCUGAUAGGUCUUCCUCUAGAGUUCGCAUGUGUGUUUGCUACGAAUAUGUGUUUGCCCACGAGAGGUUCUCGUGCAAGAACAGUAAAGAAAGGUUGGUUUAUUACAGGGGUCAGCAAACUUUUUCAGCAGGGAGCCAGUCCACUGUGGCUCAGACCUUGUGGGGGGCUAUAUUUUGAAAAAAAAUUUAAUAAUGAAUGAAUUCCCAUGCCCCACAAAACCCAGAGAUGCAUUUUAAAUAAAAGCGCACAUUCUACUCAUGUAAAAACACCAGGCAGGCCCCACAAAUAACCCAGAGAUGCAUUUUAAAUAAGAGGACACAUUCCGCUCAUGUAAAAACACGCUGAUUCCCGGACCGUCCGCAGGACGGAUUUAGAUGGCGAUUGGGCCGGAUUCGGCCCCCGGGCCUUAGUUUGCCUACCCAUGGUUUAUUACAUGAAACAAGAGACAGAGCGUGUAAAUGUUGCUUCAGGCAGCAGAGUUACAAUAUAAGUGGGCAGCAACUUGUAGAGUAAAAGAAUCCCUAACUAUUCCCCAAAGCCUAAAGAACAUGAGCGUGACAAUUUUGCCACAGAACCUACAAUACAAAACAAAACAAGAAAGGUGAGGGAAAAUGUAUUCCUGUCCUAUCGUGACUCCUAGUGUCAGGCUGGUCCUUGACCAUGUAGAGUCAAAAGGGGCCGAUGUUGGUGCUUUUAAUAUCUCACUAACCAUUGAAAAUCUUAGGGUGUAAGUGCUGUUUUGAGCCAAUGCAUUCUCAACAUUGAGGGGACAGGGUCUUUGGGAUGAGUGAUUUGUUAGAUUACCUACAUUCCUAUUCUGUUGUCUCUUCCUACAGUUUCCUGCCUAUUUCCCUAUUUUGUUUACUCUGCAUAAUUGGGAUUUGAAAGAACAUAAUCCUAGUUAGAAAUUACAAAACUGGUUAUCUUGUUUGUUUCCUGAGUUCCGAGUUUAUCUUACUAUUGUCUACGCGGACCCCAUUCUUUUUACAGGAGGUGUAAAUUAAAUUUUGCUGGUAACACCAGAUUACUGUGAUAGUCUUUACCUAAAGUAUUAAGAAGGUCAGGAAGCCUUACAUGACAUGUGCAUGAUAAGGAGUUGUACCGGGGUCAAGAAAGUUCAUAACGGAGAUCUCCUUCUAUUUCACAUUAUGCCAACUUUUACUUGUGCCCAUGAUCUUCAGAAAUAAACCAUGGAAAACGUUCAGAUUAGCCCACGCCAAUCCACUCCCAGCCCUGGGAGUCAUUCAAAAUGUAAUUUUGGAGCUCUUCCAUGAAUGGAUUAACACCUACUCAUUUUCACCAGAGGAACCGUGAACCACAUUUGGGAGGGGGGAAAGGUCAGCAUACCAGAGAGGCCGUUUAGAAAUUAGGUAACUUUCCACUUUUGUGCCAAGAUUCUGUUUUGCACGGAAGUCUUCCCCCAUGUGGUAAAGCUUCUUACAUGUGAGAAAAAAAUAAAUGCCUGGAUUGACCCUCAGAAACUCACCUGGGAUCCCAGGAAACGAGGGGUAAGGCUGUCAGUGUGGAUACUAGCCAUAUGACGGCUGUGUUCUCUGCCCAAUGUUGGUGGCAAAAUGGAUCUGAAUCUGCCCUAAUUUUACUUCACCGGAGGCAUUGUGCCACCUUGCGGGUUUGGCAGACCUCUCUGAGUGCCAAAUAUAUAUCUGUUUCUCAGAGAAAACCCCACCAGCAAAGUUAAGCAGAGGAAGAGGGAUUGCAGGAGUCUGGGCUGUGGAAGUGCUUUGGGAAAGGCCGGUUCCCUUGUCUGAAUGGAGCGUCCGUUCUCUUGUUCUUUUGAAUUGGCACAGUGGAUUCUGGGAACUGUGCCAGUCCCCCCCUUGGGGGGGGGCAGCCUGACCCCUUGCCCUGCCCCUCUGUGGGUCUUGGUCACCAGCUAGGACAAUUCUGCUCUGCCUCAGCCAGCAGCUUCCUUACGCUCCCUCGCUCUUGCCAGGUUGUUUUUCGUUGGUUCCCGUGAGGGGCACUUGCCUGAUGCCAUCUGCAUGAUCCACGUCGAGCGGUUCACGCCUGUGCCAGCACUGCUUUUUAACGUAAGUCCUGGGUAGCCGGGGAGAACACCCUCGUCUGCAUGGCAGGGGAGGAAGGGAAGCCAGUCUUUCAACAAAACAAAAAGCAAAAGCCAAAAAGGACUCUUUGUAGCUCCUGGCAGCCUUGUGCAGCAGAGACGACAGACCUCCCCAGGUUCACUGGCUAAAGACUGCCGCCCUGAUCUCUUAAUCGGCUUAGAUGGGAUGGGGAAAACUGAAUUUGUUACUGAUCAAAUAUUUUGGAAUGCAAGCUCAUUUAUUGGACUGCUGCAUUUCAAUUAAAAACCCUCUGUGAAUGAACACACAGACACACAGAGAGAGACACACACCGUAUGCCUAUUUAUUCAGAAUCCCAUCCCACAGUAUCUGCAGCAGGGGUAGGGAAGGAACAUUUUUCAUCCUGAGGGCCGCAUUGCCUUCUGGGCAACCUUUUGAGGGCCGAACACUGAAAACCCUGAAUGCUUCUGUUUUCGAACACGCCUCGGAAGUCAAAAGGCUUCCGAGGUGCAUUUUUCAUUUUUUUCUAUUGACUUUGCAGCCAGCCCUUUGAUCCUUGGUUUUUGAACGUUUUGAAAGUCAGACUGACAUCCGGAAUGGAUUACGUUCAAAAACCGAGGUUCCACUGUAAUAACUCUCUUCCAAGGCGAUGUGCAAGAUACAAUAAAAAUGGUUAAAAGAACCGAAAGGAACACCAGGCAAAUGUAAAACAAUAUAAACCAGACGUCCCAUGGCAGUGAUCUAUUCUAACUGCUGGGAAAGCUUAAGUGAAGAAAUUUCCCGAAACUGCAGGCUGUGGGCACCUGUCUUAUCUCGACAGGAAUGCUCUUCCACGGAAUAGGGGCAGCCGCACCAAAAGCCCUGCUCUGAGUUCCUGCGGAACGGCCUUUCUACACAGACCACAGCAGCCUAGAUAUCGCUCCAUCUGUGAGGCGAACAGGGCUGGGUCUUGGAUGCGAGGCUGUCCUAGAAACCACCAAGACAGCUGCCCUCAGCUCCAGGAAGGAAGACGGGGGAUCAAGCGCCAUGAGUCAGCACCCAGAAUAGCACAAACCUGCACUCCUGGGAGAUCUUGUGGGGAGAAUGUGGGUGGCCCUUUUUGGAAGGGCCGAGUUCACGGAGUCACAGUCUUCAGGGAGAGAUGCGGCUAUGUGUCACAGACGGUGGACGCUGUGUUGUUCAUUGCAUUUAUGUGCCUCACCUUUUCCUCCAAGGAGCUCAACAUGGUUCUUCCCCUCCUCGUUCAAUCCCCACAACAGCCCUGAGAGGUAGGCUAGGCUGAGAGAGGCAGGGACCAGCCCAAGGUGACCCAAGGAGCUUCAUGUUCUUCGAGUGAGGAUUUGAAGCCUGGUCUCCCACGUCCUGGUCUGAUGCUCUAACCAGGCAUGUCCAAAGUCUAUUCCGGGGGCUUAAUCCGGCCCACCAGUUGGUUAAAUCCAGCCCCUGUGGCAGUUUAUUUCUUGGGGUAAAAUCCUAAAAAAAACCUCAACAACUUCAAUCCUAAGAAAAGGCCAACAACUUUGGUCGGCCCCCAUGGCUCUUCACUUCAUCAAAUUUGGCCCUCUUUGAAAAAAGUUUGGACACCACACACCGACUUCUUAGCAGAGCUGAUCCCACUUACCAUCUAUUCCCCCCCCUAAUCGUCACAGGGAGCCAUGGCCCUGGUCUACCUCUGCGUAGAGGACAUCUUCAAGCUCAUCAAUUACUACAGCUUUAGCUACUGGUUCUUUGUGGGCCUGUCGAUUGCGGGGCAGCUCUACCUGCGCUGGAAGGAGCCGUCGAGGGAACGUCCCCUCAAGGUAGGGCAGGGAAAACCCUCAAAACUCGUCUUUAAAAAGAAAAAAAGGAUCCCUUAGUCGGCUGUUUUGCGCUUAAAUUCACAAGGAACGAUGCAUGCUGGUCCUCGAAUGCUCAUUUAGGCGUUCUGCAGUGCUGAUCACACACCCUUUCCUGUGAACGGUGCAAAGCGUUCUGCUGCAUUAGACCAAAGUCCACCUCGUCCAGUAUCCUUUGCAAUGGUCCCAGUCAGCAGGAAGCGGUCCGCAAGAAAUCAGCCAGCAGUUCUUUGGGCUGCCUUCCUAAAACUGAGCUGCCUCACAGAGCAUAUGCGUUCUGCCCGUGCCCCCGCAUCCUUUGCAACGCGUCAUGGCUGUGGGCAGGUAGUCGCCGUGGCCGAGAUUCCUGCCAGGAGGGGAUGGGCCAGAAUGGCCUUAAUAGGCAGAGUAGUGAGCUCCGUGCUGGAAAUCAAUGGCCCCAGACUCCAGGAAAAAGACUGAGAAAAGUUGAUGAAAAGUCAUUUCUCUCACUCUGUAUAAUAGUAGUAAUAAUUUUAUUAUUUGUACCCUGCCCAUCUGACUGGGUUGCCCCAGCCACUUGAAAGCGUGCGUGGCAACGACCAUUAGCUUGAGAUGGCUCCAGAAAGGGGAUUGUUGCAUUCCCAGUGUGGUUGCUGGGCUGGUAGCUAAGCAGAGCUUCCAUGUUCAGGUGCAGUAUACCCCCAGGACUAGUCGGCUGGAGGUGAAGUAAGUUCAUGGCCGCCCCCUUCAUGCCUUCCUUAUGAUCUCACCCAGCUGGCUGCUUAUUGGAAAGAGACUGCUGUACCCGUUGAACUCAGCUUGUUCCCUCUCAGUUCUUUGGAGGAGAGCCUGAGGUGAAGGCGGGGAGGUAGUUUGAGAUGCCAAGUGCCUGCUUGAUGCCCCUUUUUCUUUCCCCACCAGCUCAGCAUCGUCUUCCCCAUCAUCUUCUGCCUCUGCACUGUCUUCCUGGUAGCCGUCCCCCUCUACAGCGACCCCAUAAACUCCGCCAUUGGCAUUGCCAUAGCAGCUUCCGGACUGCCCGUCUACUACCUGGUGGUGAGGGUGCCUGAGCAGAAGAGGCCGCACUUCUUGCGCCGGGCCGUGGGUGAGUCAGAGGGGGAAACACCCUCCUCCAUUUCACCGAUGGCUUCUUAGCUCUCCCUGCCCCACUGCUAGAACAACUACGCUUAAACUGCAGAACAGAAAUUAGCGUUGGGUCCCGGUAUCGGAGGGAGCUUUGUACAGUGGUACCUCAGGAUGCGAACGGGAUCUGUUCCGGAGCCCCGUUCGCAUCCUGAAGCGAACGCAACCCGCAACUGCAUGUCUGCACAUGUGUGGGUCACGAUUCGCCGCUUCUGCGCAUGACGACAUUUUGACCGACUGCACAUGCGUGAGUGGCAGAACCUGAAAGUAAUGCACUCCAUUACUUCUGGGUCGCCGCGGAGCGCAACCCCAAAGCACUCAACCUGAAGUGUAUUCAACUCGAGGUAUGAUUGUACUUUCCCCCACAAUGUCAAUUAAAGCAAACAAAUGUGCUCCGUCUCUCCAACAGCCCUUUCAAGUGUUUGAAGAGAGCUACCGCGUCGUCUCUUAAAUCAGCUGUCUUCUCUAGGCUAAACAUACCCAAACCCGCCAAAGUCCCUAUGAGGAAAUGUCGAAGGGAGUCUGGUGCAUUUAGUUCUGGAGAUGAGUAAGAGGGGACACGACAGUCAUCUUAAACUGGGCUGGUUCUCCCUGAAAUAUUUACAGUGGUACCUUGGUUGUCGAACUUAAUCCGUUCUGGGAGUCCGUUUGAUUCCUGGAAUGGUUCGAAAACAAAGACUCGGCUUCCGAUUGGCCGCAGGGGCUUCCAAAAAACGUUUGCAAACCGGAACACUCACUUCUGGGUUUAUGGCUUUUGGAAGCCAAAACAUCCAAGUACCAAGGCAUUUGACAACCAAGGUACGACUGUAUUAAAAAUGCAGGAUUCACGUUGCAUAAUUAGACUGUAAUGCAUAGGCGGAGUUGGAAGGGGAUUUUAUUAUUAUUAUUAUUCCAACAAUAGCCCUCAAAACCACCUGCUGCUUGAGGCUUGGACUGCAGGGGUUGCCAACCUUUCUAGGGCCCAUUUGCAAACUGGAGAAACUGUUGCAUCACUCACAGACGUAGAGCCUGCAGGAUCAGGCCAACGGCCCCUAUAGUCCAGCAUCCCUGUUCUCAGGAUGGGGCCAACCAGAUGCCCAAAUGAGAAGCCUGCAAGCAGGAUCUGAGCGCAAGAGCCCCUUUUCCCCCUCCUGUGUUUUCCAGCAACUGGUAUUUUGAAGCAUUUAUGCCUCAGAUCGUGGAGAAAGCAUAGCCACCCCACAAAUGCUCCCUGGCUCUCUCUGGCCUUGACCUGACGUGUCCCUUUCCUCCCUCCGCAGCCUCCAUGACGCGGCUCAUCCAGCUCGUAUCCUUGUGUGUCCUGACAGAGAUGGAUCCCGACACAGAAGCGAAGGAUCAGUGAUGCCCAGGGGCAGUGGGGAGGCCGGCUUCUCCCCCUCGCCUGCUCCUUCUGUAACAGACUCUUUGGUGACCUCUAAUUUAUUGUUUGCUACUUGGCCAGACCCAUUCGCGAGGAAGCCUUUGGGGACUUUGCCGGGACGGCUGUUGCAGGAACUGAGAGACUCGCUCGCCUAUUUUUGUUCUUGUCUGUGAAACGCGGGAGUGUCUCUGUGUCCUUUCGCCCUCAGCAGCUAAGUCCCAAUAAACCCUCAGAGUGCCACAGGUUUGCCUGUGGACGUUUAUUCUUAUCUUCA